AUGGACGCCCAACUCCCCCCUGAAGCUCAAUACGGAUCUCUGCCGUUCGACGUCUUUGCCACUAAACAUUGGGAUCAUGAACUGCCCCAAGAUCAGGACGGCCAGCAGUGGGAGCGUCUAGUGCACCGAUACUGGAAUCUGACUCCUCCUGAGCGAUUUCCGUACCACGAUGCAGCCAAUACCAAUUCAAAAGACCUUUCGAAAGAAGAGAUUUCGAGGUGCUUGGUGCCCUUUCAGACGGCACAAGAGCGAAUCAUCUGUGCCAAUGCGCAUAACACUCGAUGGAUACCCGUUUUUGUACGGACUUAUUACCGUGAGGAUCUAAACGAGGCGUACGAAACGCUCAUUGAUCGCGAUGCAAUCGCAGAGUACGGAGAGCUUAAUGAUCGAACUCUGUACGAUGGAUGUAAUUGGUCUCAGAUCCUGCAGCGCAUCCCGCUUCUGGUGGACACACCGCAGAUGAGUGUGCUUGAAGACACUGCAGACUGGAACUACAGGCAUCAGCAAGACCCUCCCACUCAUGAGUUGCCACGUGAGUCCCUAGAAAAAGCCGAUAGAGGCGAUCAUACGCUUCUGUACGUUGCGGAUGAAGAGGCUUUGCUGGAGCGUCUUGUCAAGAUUAAGUGGCUGGGGCUUCACGGCCAGUGCAUCUGGGAGAACAAGAUUGUUCCAGGCGCUCUGCAAAGCUUUAGUGGAGCGCUGGCUGAUGGACAGAGCUUGCAGGAGCUCGUGGAGCGUUUCCUUGGACAGGGAGAAUCUCAGAAUGGCGGUAUUUUGUGUAGCAACUGA
This is a messenger RNA of Trichoderma virens Gv29-8, 789 nucleotides long. RefSeq lists its product as uncharacterized. NCBI's taxonomy places the organism in Eukaryota, Fungi, Ascomycota, Sordariomycetes, Hypocreales, Hypocreaceae. Bases 1 to 789 code for a protein of 262 amino acids. The record is from RefSeq and is a predicted model, not a curated record. The transcript is spliced from 3 exons.